Molecule: messenger RNA, 3181 nt
Organism: Trifolium pratense (red clover)
Lineage: Eukaryota; Viridiplantae; Streptophyta; Magnoliopsida; Fabales; Fabaceae
Product: putative receptor-like protein kinase At4g00960
Exons: 7
Coding region: 464-2473 (669 amino acids)
Biological process (GO): protein phosphorylation
Molecular function (GO): protein kinase activity; ATP binding
Source: RefSeq, a predicted model, not a curated record
UAACCGUAUUUAAGGCCACGUGCCAUAUUUUACUUUAGAGUGAAAAAUAUAAAUAUAUACUCUAUGUGGACACCAAAAAAUUUGUCCCCUAACAAAAAUAGAGCAUAGGUUGUCAUAAUUGCAGUGAACGACGUGGGCUGUUAAUUGAUGUUUUCAUAUGGCUUUUUGAAGGUGGUGUGGAGUAUAAAAUUACUAAGUGGAUAUAGCAACAUGUAUAAAAAAGAAAAUUUUGCUGGAAAGGUUGAAUCAAGGGAAUGAAAAUGAAUAAAUACCUGGUUGGUAGGGCUAAUAUAAUCAUGACUAUGACAUUAAUUAUUAUUUAACUAAAUUUAUUUGUCAUAGGAUCACUUAACUAAAUCUCUAUAAAGCUUACAAAAGAAAACAUAUAUCAGGCAUCAGCCACCACCAACAUGGCUGUGUUUUGAUGGCUUAUUAUUUGAGUUCCUAGUUCCCGUUGCGAAGUAUGGGUUCCUUCCAUUUUCUGUUUUUACUUCCCAUAUUCUUUUCCCUCUUUGUUCAUUGCUCUCCAUCUCCCAUCAUACAAGCUGCUAUUGAUAAAGGGACACAUGCUUACUAUAACUGCACAAGGAACAGCACUUCUGCAACCUAUAACGCUUACCGUUCCAACAUCAAAACACUCCUUGAUUUGCUCUCCUCCAAAAGUAGUAACAAUGCUAGAUACUACAACGCCACAGUUGUAAGCGAUAACACUGUUGACACCGUCUACGGUCUCUUCCUUUGUAGUAGAUACCUUGACCCAAAAAUCUGUCAAUCGUGCGUGAUAGAAGCAGCCAAACUCAUAUCAUCUCUGUGCACCACAGCAAAAGAAGCCAUAGUUUGGUACACAGUAUGCUAUGUGCGAUAUUCUGAUAAUAACUUCUUUUCCACUGUGGAGAAAACUCCAGAAAUUUCUUUCAUGAAUGAUAAGGAUUAUGUCGGUCAGGUUGGGCGCUUCAACAACAUCCUGUGGGAUAUGUUGAACAAUUUGAGAAUAGAAGCAGCAAAUGCUUCUGCGAAGUUGGCUGACAAGUCAGCGAACCUCACAGAAAACCAAAAACUAUAUGGCUCUGUUUGGUGCCUCCCAUACCUAUCUGCAGAGAACUGCAGCUGGUGUCUUAGUGAUGCAAUAGCAGAAGUUCCAACCAGUUGCUGCAGAGGAAAAUCUGGAGGCUCAAUAUUUUAUCCCAGUUGCGGUCUUAGAUUUGAAUUAUAUCCAUUCCACAAGACACACGGCGAUAUUUCUUGGGUGCCAUCUCCACCCACAAGUCCACGGCCAUUAGCUCCACCAGGAAAUGGAAAACAGAAGACACUAACAAUAUUUGAGAUCGUUGUUCCAAUUGUUGUCUCACUGGUGCUUUUAGUCUUGGGAUGCUGUUUCUUUCUAUAUAGAAAAGAAAGAACGAAUCAGCAUGAUAUUCUCAAAGAAAGCUUUGGGAAUGAAAGUACCACUUUGGAGUCCUUGCAAUUUGACUUUGCCAAAAUUGAAGCAGCAACAAACAGAUUUGCUGCAGAAAACAGGAUAGGCAAAGGUGGAUUUGGAGAAGUCUACAAGGGAAUUCUUUCAGAUGGACAAGAAAUUGCUGUGAAGAGGCUUACAAGAAGCUCUGUACAAGGUGCAGUAGAGUUUAAAAAUGAGGUUCAAGUUAUAGCUAAGCUUCAACACAGAAAUCUAGUGAGAUUACUAGGAUUUUGUUUGGAAGAUGAAGAAAAGAUACUUAUCUAUGAGUAUGUGCCAAACAAGAGUCUUGAUUACUUUUUAUUUGAUCCCCAGAAGCGAAAAUUAUUAUCUUGGUCUCAACGUCAGAAUAUCAUCAAAGGAAUUGCCCGUGGAAUUCUUUAUCUCCAUGAAGAUUCUCGUCUCAAAAUAAUACAUCGUGAUCUGAAACCUAGCAAUGUCUUGUUAGAUAGUAAUAUGAAUCCAAAAAUAUCAGAUUUUGGCAUGGCUAGAAUUGUAUCAAUAGAUCAAAUUGAAGAAAGUACAUGCACGAUUGUAGGGACAUAUGGCUAUAUAUCUCCAGAAUACGCAAUGCACGGAUACUUUUCUGUAAAAUCCGAUGUGUAUAGUUUCGGUAUCAUGGUUCUAGAGAUUAUUAGUGGAAAGAGGAAAGGUUGUUCUUCUGAAUUAGAGCGUGUUGAUGAUAUCCGGAGAUAUGCUUGGAUAAAAUGGGCAGAGCAAACACCACUUGAACUAUUGGAUCCUAAUAUGGAAGGAAGUUAUUCCCAAGAAGAAGUCAUCAAGUACAUCCACAUUGGUUUGUUAUGUGUCCAGGAAAAUCCAGAUGACAGACCUACAAUGGCAACAAUUGCAUUCUACCUCAACAGCCCUUCAAUCAACUUGCCAUCCCCUCUUGAACCACCGUAUUUUAAGCGUAGUGGAAUUGAAGAAAACAUGGUCUCCAACAACGCAUUGGAUAGUAAUAGUAUCAGUGAUUCAAUCAACGGACUCUCUGUUACUAAGUUCUUUCCUCGUUAAGAUGUGGGUGAAAACAUUCUUCUUUGUUUGUAUCAGUAUUAUUAUAUCUUGUCACAUAAUGACUAUAAACCACAUAAUUUAACCAUCUGAAUACAAUUGGAAUAAAUUUUCCCAGUGUUUCAAAAUAGUCAAACAGACAAUGUUAAAUUAUUAUAGCAAAAUCUGUGUGCACAUUUUACAUAGACAUUUUAUCAAACAGUUGUGGGGUGUAAAAUAUGGUUAGCAAAAUCGAACAAGAUUACUGCUGUAAUAUGUAGGGAUUAUCUUGAUGUUAGAAUUGAUUGAGAAGUCACCUGGGCGCAUGGCGCAUAGUAAACAAUCUGGAGACAAUAUGAAUUCCAUGCAUGAUGGGUGGUUGAGGAGUGAGAGAUGAAUUUGCAAGAGUAUAUGUAUUCUUUGAAAAUCGCAACUAUGAAGCUCUUUUGAAUCAAGUUCUCUUUCCCACUCUUUUGCACUUUGAUUGUAUGAGAGUUUAAUGGGACGAUUCGGUGUAAUACAUAUUUUCUUCAUGUUAUACAAUUCAACUGAGGUGUAAUGGGACGAUUCGGUGUAAUACAUAUUUGCUAUUGAAUAACAGUGUAAAAUCUGUACAUAUACUAUUUUCUCGUUUUUAUUUUGAUACUCUUUUCUUUAUACACUCCUCUCAUCUUCAUCUUUCCUUCUUUUCUUUUUUUAAAUUAUUUUUUGUAUUCUGCUUUCCAUAAAAAG